AUGCCCGAAUCUCAGGAGCUCACGCCGAUUACUUCCUUCGAGCAAGUCCGGCAGCAGUGGGAAAAACUAUUAACCCGCUCGACGGUCAAUAACCUGUAUAUCACUCCGGUUUGGCAGGAAUUGUGGUGGGAUGCCUUCCAGGAUGGGUGCAGCCUGGCCGGGUUCUACAUGUCUGAUACUGCUGGGGACGUUACGGCGAUCGCGUCCCUCUCCCGGUGUGGCAACAACUACUCGUUGCUGGGAAACAGCGAUACCUUCGACUACAACGAUUUCGUGAUAGCCGAAGGCGCCGAAAACAAUUUCUACCACACGCUUCUGGAUGCCAUCAGCGCCAACGGAGAUCAUCGACUCGAACUGUAUUCCAUUGGCGAGGAUUCACCCACGUUGACGAUGCUCCCCGACCUGGCCCGCGAAAGCGGAUUUGUUGUAGAGAUAGAAGAGGAAGACGUGGCGCCGCGCCUGGCGCUCACCGACAGUUGGGAUGAAUACCUGGCGGGGCUGAGCAAGAAAGACCGACACGAACUGCGCCGAAAGCUGCGUCGUCUGGAAGGCCACGAAAAACUGGCGCUGGUAUUGUGUGUCGGACGUGGAUGA
Molecule: messenger RNA, 594 nt
Organism: Geodia barretti
Lineage: Eukaryota; Metazoa; Porifera; Demospongiae; Tetractinellida; Geodiidae
Source: the annotation of a GenBank genome assembly